AUGGCUCUAGCACCUACCACAUACUCGCCACCUAGCAUGUAUCUUAAUGCCCUUGACAAGCAUCACCAUCAUCAUCAUCAUCAUCAUGUCCAUCAUAUCCAUUUUUCUUCUCUUACCCAACAAGCCGAACGACGGCUACAGCAACAACAACAACAACAACCCCACCUCCAACGACGAGUAACCCUAUUGCAUCAAAAGCCAAUGGCUGCUGCUGUUGCUAUACAACCAUCAUCCACAAAAAAGAACGAAGAACAUGCUGUGCAUAAAAAGAAGACCAAAUCGGUGAGAUUCCAUGAGGACAAGCUUGAGCACGUACGAUUGUUUCUCAAGACACAAAGACCUUUGGCUGUACGAGCGGGUGAUCCUAAACGGUCGAUGCCAGCACUAACAGCCAAGUUUCCCAAUUGGCCUGAAAAGGUUGUCAUGACACGUCAACGCGACGACACAAUGGUGCGCAUGGAGACCGUGCAGCUGCUUGAUCAAGAUGAUGAUGAAAUGGUGAUAUUGACAGGGCGAUGUCGAGUAGCCAACAUUGCAUUCCAUAAACGUGUGGUGGUGCGAUACACAACCGACUAUUGGCAAUCCUAUCAUGAGACUGAAGCUGUCUACCGUGAGCCGAUUGGCGCUAGUGCUAACACAUGGGACCGAUUUACUUUUCGUAUCAACCUUGAACAACAACAACAACCUUGCACUGUAUAUAUGGUACUACGCUACACGGUCCAUGAUAAUGAAUUUUGGGACAACAAUGAAGGGCUCAACUACCAAGUGGAUCUUGAAUUGGCCGAGGAUGAUGACGAUGUUGAUGAAGAAACGUUAUCUAAUACUACCAAGGUGCCAUCCAACAAGGAGGGUGCAUUGCAAAAACAUGACAAUGGAUUACUCAACAACAACAACAACAUCAAGCAUCAAGAAAAUCCACGUCAAAAGAAAAUCGUAAAGAAGAAACUUGGUCAUCGAUAUGACUUUGGUGCAUCCUUAUCUGCCGCCAAAAAGAUGGAGCCUAUGGUGAAGCCAUCGUUUGCCAACAUGCCUACAACAACAAUAACAGCCACCCCUGCGCCCUUUGUCAUGAUGACGGCGACCUUGGAGAAUGACGACCAAGCUAAAUACCAUGACCUGGUGAGCAAAUAUUGCUUCUAUGGCAAUCCUCGUGCAGCAACAUCUGGUGCCGCUGCUUCUGCAACCACCGCUGAGCCGAUCUGCGGCUAA
Lichtheimia ornata is the source of this 1209-nucleotide messenger RNA. RefSeq lists its product as uncharacterized. Lineage: Eukaryota; Fungi; Mucoromycota; Mucoromycetes; Mucorales; Lichtheimiaceae. The transcript has a single exon. Bases 1 to 1209 code for a protein of 402 amino acids. The record is from RefSeq and is a predicted model, not a curated record. Gene Ontology annotation, cellular component: protein phosphatase type 1 complex. Gene Ontology annotation, molecular function: glycogen binding; protein phosphatase 1 binding. Gene Ontology annotation, biological process: regulation of glycogen biosynthetic process.